AUGAAUAUCACGUGUGGCCGUCAUCCUGGACAUAAAGAAGCUAACAUGUAUCCCCUUUCAGUAAGAUCCACCAACAACAACCGUUCAGCACAGAAUUAUGUGUCUAGUCAACCAUAUUUCAAUUAUGUGGCAUAUCAUCAAGUGCCCACCAUGGAUAAUCAAGGGCAAUCCUCUGGAGUAUGGGGGUCUCAGUAUGGGUCACCAAGGGAUGAUUGGAAUACUUAUGGCGCUGGCACUUCAGGAGUUGUACAAUCAUCUGAGUUAUCACCGAACCAAUUUAAUUACAAUUCAUCUGGCUAUAAUUCUCCUCAUCCUUCUGGAUCUGGAAUUUUACACACAACUGACAUGAGUCACACAAUUUCCAUGUCACCUAACAAUCAAAGCCAAAAUUCUUAUGAAUGGAUGGGAAAAACUAUGCAAUCCACUUCUACAGGAAAAACAAGGACAAAGGAAAAAUAUCGCGUGGUCUACACUGAUCAUCAAAGACUGGAGCUGGAGAAGGAAUUUCAUUAUAGCAGAUAUAUAACGAUUAGAAGAAAAACUGAAUUAGCUACAAACUUGCAACUAUCUGAAAGACAGAUAAAAAUCUGGUUCCAGAACCGCAGAGCAAAGGAAAGGAAGCUCUUCAAGAAGAAGAUGAAUCAAUUUGAUGGUACAGGCUCUGUGCAGAGCGAUUCCAGUUCAGCAAGUCCCAUCCCUAUCUGUGACUCUGUGGUGCAAAAUGAGACGCAAGGCUCAUUGUACCACCCACCACCACAUGCACUCAAUGGCCUACAGCACAACGGCAUUAUACAGCAAGUUACUGUUUAG
Molecule: messenger RNA, 810 nt
Organism: Bombina bombina (fire-bellied toad)
Lineage: Eukaryota; Metazoa; Chordata; Amphibia; Anura; Bombinatoridae
Product: homeobox protein CHOX-CAD-like
Exons: 3
Coding region: 1-810 (269 amino acids)
Biological process (GO): anterior/posterior axis specification; embryo development; regulation of transcription by RNA polymerase II
Cellular component (GO): nucleus
Molecular function (GO): DNA-binding transcription factor activity, RNA polymerase II-specific; RNA polymerase II transcription regulatory region sequence-specific DNA binding
Source: RefSeq, a predicted model, not a curated record